This is a messenger RNA of Scatophagus argus, 490 nucleotides long. RefSeq names its product spore coat protein SP65-like. Lineage: Eukaryota; Metazoa; Chordata; Actinopteri; Scatophagidae. The record is from RefSeq and is a predicted model, not a curated record. The transcript has 4 exons. Bases 23 to 343 code for a protein of 106 amino acids.
UGACUUGAAGCAAGUGUUAACCAUGUUGAAGGUAGUGCUUGUACUUGGAUGCCUCUUGAGCCUCACGCUGGCUCAACCUAUGGAGGCUGCACACAAGAGACUUGCUCGGUCAAGCUCUGGUUCGAGCUCUGGCUCUGGCUCUGACUCUGACUCCAAUGAGUCAACAACAACCACAGCAGCAACAACCACCACAGCAGCAACAACAACCACAGCAGCAACAACCACCACAGCAGCUGGAGCUACAACUACAGCAGCAGGAGCUACAACUACAGCAGCUGGAGCUACAACACUGUCUCCACAGCAGCAGCUGAUCCAGCUCCUUCUUACCCUCCUACAGGGAUAAGAACAGCUGCUACUACUACUACUUUCAGAUUUAAAUGAUGUUGUCUUCUUGUGCUUUCACAAUCUUGAUUCUGGUUCAUUUAGACAUGUGGAUCAGAAUCACUGAAUUCUCUGUCAUAUCUGCAAAAUAAACUUCACAAAAGCAAAA